AUGAGCGACGACGAAGCCGACACCAUUGUGGUCGCAAUGGCAGCCCCAAACGGCCCGCUUGGCGACUCGUUCGAGGUCGAUGUUGCCGCUGGCUCCGUGCGUCCAAACUCACCUGCCAAACUCCCGCGCAAGAGGAGGACACCUGCCGCCCGCCGCACCCCACUCGUCCCCGCGCCUUCUGUCAGGCCCAAACGCAACACCACCAGGAAUUCCCGCAGCGGAAGCAGCGUUGACAGCGCGCCCUACUCGCACUCACCCUCACCCUCAGUCGCAUCCACCAACUCGGCCGCCAGCACCGCCACCAGCAGCCCUAUCAACCGUAACAGCAGCAUCGCCAAUGCCGCCGCCAUUGCAGCUGCCCAGAACACGCGCCUUGUCCGCAUGAAGAAGCAGUUGUGCACCCAGUGGGGCAUCCAAGUCACCGACCUCAACGUCACCUUCAACAGCACCAACGUCGCCAAUGGCCCACCAUCGCCAUCGCCGUUGUCGGCAGAACCGUCCGUGGAGCAGCUUGCUCGCAUGGCCGAGCUUACCGACGCGAGCUUUACCCAAGCCAUGGUUGCGUUGAAGAGGGCCAAGGUGCAGAGGCUGACAGGAGGUUCUGAGGCUCCUUCUGGAGCGGGGGAAGGCCGUGGUGAUUCGGACGACGAAAUGGUAAGCUGGAUACCAGAUGAUGUGGAUCGGGCGACGGAUUUGAUCAUGGCCGAGGCCAAGGCAGGGGCGGGAGACUCAGUGUCGAAGAAGAGAACCGCGAUUCAGGCUGGGGCGCACGAGGAACGACCAAGGCCAGCCCCAGCCGAAAGGGAAAUGGAGGUCGGUAUUCAGAAGCGUGCUGGUGCCCAAAAGGGCCGGCCGCCGCCCGUGGAAGUGCGUAAUGAGUUGGCUGGAAACAGACCCCAAGGUCUGCCCACCCCAACCGAUGAGAUGGAUACACGCUCAGAAAGGGCGUCCGUGCCGCGUGCCAGCUCUAUUGAAGCCAUGAGUGAGGCCCGGCAUGAUGCACCACAGGUAAAGCCUAUUCCGUCGAUGCAGCCUCAGUCUCAGCUGCAGCCAGCGGUGGUGAUCGGUCCGGCGCUGGAACCGGCGACGACUCCAUCACAAGCACCGUCGGAAACACCUUGCCUUCAGCCCCACGCAAAAGUAGUGACUGGGCCGGUACUGGUUCAGUCGUCUCUACCACCGGCGCAGACGACGCGUCCUCAACCUCAGGCCCAGGGACACGUACUGAAUGGCUCACCGCAAGAACAGCCGACCCCAUCACAGAUAGAACCAACACUAUCUGAGUCUCAUCUUCAGCCCCAUCGUCAAACGGAAGAAACGAAAGGAGUGGUGCCAGUUCAAUUGACACCAUUACAAGGCCAGGCAUCUCAACUAAAAACGAGUAAUGAAACAAUACAGACACAAUCAACUCUAUCACAAACACACAAGACAAAGCGCCAGAAUCAGUCUGACCCUAGCACCGGCUUGGUAGCUGAAGCGGCGCAAUCCCACUCAGUCCCGUCGCAGGUACAGCCCGCACAGUCCCAUUCUCAGUCUGGGCGUGGCACAGAGGAGACGACACCUGCAGCGCGAACCGACGCAGCUACAUCACGCCCAAAUCCCCAGACCGAAUCGGUGAGCGAAACGACCCGUCCCAAGUCGACCCCAUCGCAGACGCCGUCCCAACCACCGCCAGUAGAGCAAAUCACACUAUCGCAGGCGCUGCGUGAAGCCGAGCCUCCCUGUGGGGUCGGUGUGCGACAAACACCAGAGCCAUGGAGCACGCGAAAACGAAAGGAACUAUCCACUCUAACUCAUCCCUACAUAGCGCAGACUAGUGUGUUUCCAGUCCGUCCCUCGACAGCCAGUCCUACGCUGCCACGGCCACAGGCGCUGCCACAGCCUGCAUCAAACAGCACGGCGCCCAACAGUCCUAUAUCUGGCGGCGCUGUGACGAGCCGUCGCAUGUCAUAUGACCCAGUUUGGAUUGGCAUAGUGCCGAACGGAGUGGCAUCAAGCAGCACUGGCUCCAGUGGUUACGAGCCGAACUCCCCGAAGACGAAUUGUCAAAGGGCAAAUGCGCCGCAAAUGAGUGUUCCAAUGCCAAAUUCUGCCAUGCCUACUGCUCCAAUGUCGAUAGUGAACACUACGAUGAUGAAUGCCGGGGCGCCCAGCCUUGGAGCAUCGAAUUCUCUAGUACAAAAGAGCCCAGUUUCAAACGCUUCAGCAUGUAACGCCAAUCUACAGAGCGCAGCAAUCAACGGCACUGCGUCUGGUAACAUACCCAAUGACACAACCUCCGGUGAGUUCAACGACUCAGCACAGCGACCGGUGGGUCUUGUAGAAGCAGGCGGACAAAACGCCGGCUCGUAUCAACACAAGGGAGAAGCCACGCACGCUCAAUCCCUGGCUGGAACUCAUUUGGAGGCAUUGGGACGUCUUGAGAAUGAUCAAACUCUGCCACCCCCUGUCUUCGACUAUAUACUGCAAUGCUUUUCUAGCUUAAGUGCCUCACAUGUAACAGUCUCACCAGUCACCACAAUAGCGAGAACAUCCUCGCGGUCUUCCUUCAUGCUGUUGCAAUACAGCACCAUUAUGGUACCUUUCUACAUGGAGAACAGCUGGACGCUUGCGUCUCUCAACCUUGAAUCAAAAGCAAUGACUAUAUGCGGCCCACAAACGGAACAUACCAGGACAGAGUCGGCUGCCAUCAGCUUCUUCGCCACCUCACUUGACGACACCGACCACAAAACCUGGAAAAAAACGUACAUUUCCUUGGGCCCACCACCCAACUACUGGGACCAGCCAAUCGUCUGCCUUGUCGCCGCCAUCCACAUGUUUUGCGGCCUAAACCUCCUCGACCAGAACCCCGACCCGACCGUCUGGCGCAACGUCCUCGUCAUCCUCCUCAAAGGCCUCACCCCCGGCUCUCCCUCGAUUCCACGACCCACACACAAGCACGACAGCGACCCGUUCGCCGCAAAAGAUCAAGACGUCGACCCAGCAAAGUUCGCCGUGCCCCCUCCCCCCUGCCCCCUCUACAUCAAAAACUACCUCGCCCACAUCAACAAGGCGCUCGCCGCCUUCCGCGUCCGCUACCACGAUCGCCUCACCGAAGCUCGAGGCCUCGCCUCCCACGGUGCCCACGCCAGGACUUUGUUCUCGCGCCUGCUCGAGCCCGCCUUCCUCGCCGAGCAGAACCGCGCGUACGAGACGCGGCUGGCCGAGAUGCGGGGGCUCGUGGAUCAGACGGAGGACAUGAUGGAGACGUUGUCGAGGUUGAAGGCGCCGUGUUCGAUGGGGGAAUUGAAGGACUGCGUGGAGGGAGCGAAAAGGGUGGAGACGGCGGAUGCGGCGAGGAUGGAGCGGUUGGAGUGGGUGACGGGGAAGAGGGACUGGGUGGGUGGGAUGGUGGGCGAUGUUGCUGAUGAGGCGGAGGGGAGGGCGAAGAAGUUGGAGGAGUCGUGGGGGGACUUGUGGGGGACUUUGGACGGGGAGUUUGGGAGGUUGGGGGCGCUGCUUGGGCCACAUCGGAGUGGUGCUGGUGGCAGCGGUGGUGGUGGUGGUGAGAAGGAAUGA
Messenger RNA from Diplodia corticola, 3558 nucleotides. RefSeq names its product proteophosphoglycan 5. Bases 1 to 3558 code for a protein of 1185 amino acids. The record is from RefSeq and is a predicted model, not a curated record. The transcript has 4 exons. NCBI's taxonomy places the organism in Eukaryota, Fungi, Ascomycota, Dothideomycetes, Botryosphaeriales, Botryosphaeriaceae.